Loxodonta africana (African savanna elephant) is the source of this 1045-nucleotide messenger RNA. RefSeq names its product high mobility group protein B2-like. The transcript has a single exon. Gene Ontology annotation, biological process: regulation of transcription by RNA polymerase II. Gene Ontology annotation, cellular component: nucleus. The record is from RefSeq and is a predicted model, not a curated record. Gene Ontology annotation, molecular function: DNA binding, bending. Bases 61 to 693 code for a protein of 210 amino acids. Lineage: Eukaryota; Metazoa; Chordata; Mammalia; Proboscidea; Elephantidae.
CUUCACGGAGCUGUCAGGAAAAGCUCCUUGGCGCAUACCAGCCCAGCGCCGACCCUCGCGAUGAGCAAAGGAGACCCCAACAAGCCGCGGGGCAAAAUGUCCUCGUAUGCCUUCUUCGUGCAGACCUGCCGAGAAGAGCACAAGAAGAAACACCCAGACUCUUCGGUUAAUUUCGCCGAGUUCUCCAAGAAGUGCUCUGAGAGAUGGAAGACCAUGUCUGCAAGGGAAAAGUCGAAGUUUGAAGGUAUGGCAAAAAGUGACAAAGCUCGCUAUGACAGGGAGAUGAAAAAUUACGUUCCUCCCAAAGGUGAUAAGAAAGGAAAGAAAAAAGAUCCCAACGCCCCUAAAAGGCCACCAUCUGCCGCCUUCCUGUUUUGCUCUGAACAUCGCCCAAAGAUCAAAAGUGAACACCCAGGCCUGUCCAUUGGGGAUACUGCAAAAAAAUUGGGUGAAAUGUGGUCCGAACAAUCAGCCAAAGAUAAACAACCGUAUGAACAGAAAGCAGCCAAGCUAAAGGAGAAAUAUGUAAAGGAUAUUGCCGCAUACCGUGCCAAGGGCAAAAGUGAAGCAGGAAAGAAGGGUCCUGGCAGGCCAACAGGCUCAAAGAAGAAGAAGGAACCAGAAGAUGAGGAGGAAGAGGAGGAGGAGGAAGAAGAUGAGGAUGAUGAGGAAGAGGAUGAAGAUGAAGAAUAAGUGGCUAUUCUGUAAUGUGUGUGGAAUAUGCGUGUGUGCUCAGGUGAUUAUUUAGCUAAGAAUGUGAAUUCAAGUGCAGCUCAGUAUUAGCUUCAGUAUAAAAACUGUACAGAUUUUUGUAUAGCUGAUAAGAUUCUUCGUAGAGAAAAUACUUUUUUUAAAAAAUGCAGGUUGUAGCUUUUUGAGGGGCUACUACAUACAGUUAGAUUUUAAAGCUUUUCAUGUUGAAUGUUUCUAAAUAUUUAAUGGUUUCUUUAAUUUCUUGACUUGUGUAUGGUCGCACAGCAGACUUCUAGGAAUAUAGUAUCAGUAGUAAAUUUUAGGGUUUUCAGGAUGUUGCAUUUUGUUUUUU